Messenger RNA from Orbicella faveolata, 645 nucleotides. RefSeq names its product beta-lactamase-like protein 1. The record is from RefSeq and is a predicted model, not a curated record. NCBI's taxonomy places the organism in Eukaryota, Metazoa, Cnidaria, Anthozoa, Scleractinia, Merulinidae.
UAGAUUUCAUGUAUCCAGAUGGUAAAACAGUGUUUGGGACUGGAUGGGAGAUUACAGAUGUUGGAACAUACUCUGUGGUAUCGAAAUCUGGAUUCGUUCCUGGUUAUUCUGCUGGGUUUGCCUUUGUACCAGAGUUCAAGCUAGGUGCUGUUGUCCUUGCCAGCGGUCGUGAGAUUGCCUGGAGGGUAGUACAAUCAAUCGUUGAGACAUUGGCUAAAACGAUGGAUGCAGUGUUGUUUAGCCAGCAACUCCAGAUUGAACUUCUCCCCAAUAAUGAACAGUACCUUGGUGAAUACGUAAUUGUGUCCCAGUGGAUUCCGGAAGUAAUUGUUAACAUUACCCAAGAAGACGGACUACUUCUGUUUACUCAACUCCCCGGCUCUCUCGGUUUUUCGUAUCUAAAGCCCAUUGCAGAGCACUCGUUUGAAGUCAUUUACAGAGCUGGAUUGGCAUGUAGCGUUUAUGGCCUAGGUCAGAAUCGAGAACGAGUCUUCUUCGAUCCACCGUCCUCAAAUGGAAAGAGUCCAGGCCUCAAGUUCGGUCCUUUCAUAUUCAAAAGAACGUUGCCUACGGCUAAGAGCGAUUUAAAGCCAAGAACUUCCAAUUUGAACUUAUCGCCUUCAGGCCUACUCUGACGUAAUAAUG